GAGAGAGCGAGAGAGACACAUAUUUAACCCCUCAAACGCCGUGGCCAGUCGAUUCAACAGAUGCAAACAACGUUCAUUUUACGGUACCUGAUAUGAUCGACACUAUACAGGAAUAUGUCAACCUAAAUGAUAAAAUGCGGAUGAUAUUAAAUCGUUCGGGAUCUAGCUCGCUAGCCAGUAGUAGCUGUGUUAUCGUCUAGCUAACGUUCGUUUAAGUCGCAGUAACUGUUACCGAGGUGGAGUGGCUAGCUUGUCAGCUGGUGAUGGUGAAACAGGAGGAGCGGUGUGAAUGUAAUACAUUAAUCAUUAGCUAGCAAAUGUAGCUAGCUGGCUAGAUUAUCACACUAGGUAGUCCUUCGCUAUCAACUGUUCUGUUGUGAAUGAUCAAUUACAACUGAGCUCUCUAGUCUAGUUAACGUUAGUUAGCUAGGUUUGCCAUUCAUUGCCAUUAUUGUCAUCCAACGUGUCAAUAAGUGCAUUUUGGUCGUUUUGAUCGACAAACUGUUGCUCAGCUAGCACAGCUAUUGUUGACAAAUCGCAAGGAAAUGGUUUUGAGGAGCUGUUGUACAUUUGGCCAAGUUUUAGUCUGGUUCCGACUUGGUUAUGUGGUGCUGUUGUGGUUAUGUGUAACCCACUUUCGGUGCGCACGGGCAGAAACUAAAACGGUGGUCCAAAAAGAUGCAGAGUUUGAUGUUACCUACAACGAUACGGUUACGAGUGACAACCAAACCAUCUAUGCCUUCAAUCACACCGUCUCCAGAAACAAGGUGAGUACAUAGUUCAGGUCACAAAUCCCACUUUGUUCUUCGAUCCUGCUUUUGCACAAACCCCCACGGUAUGGCGUUUGUUGCAGCCUAGUGCUAACACACCUGUUUCAACUAAUCAUGUUAGUACUAGGCUGCAAUUAAACCUGCGCAUCCGGUCCCCAGUACUAGGAUUCAAGAACACUCAACUACUGUCUUGUUAUGAGUAGCCUAAUUUGGUUUUAUAGUAAGAUAGGAUUGCGAAAAGUGAUCAAUACAAAACUUGAGUGUGCAGGUGUAUGUUUGUGAUGGGUGUGUGCGCGUAUGUAUUGUAUGUUGUUUUACUUAGAUACAGUGAGUUUCUCUAACCCUCUCUCCCUGCCCUGGCAGACGGAGGGGGUCCGUGUGACUGUGGACGUACUGUCGGAGGGGGCAGUGAGCAGUCCCAUCCUGUUUGUGGUCAGACAGAAGCAGGCCGUGCUGUCCUUCCAGGUCCCCCUCAUACUGCGUGGACUGUGAGUAGCCUACCCUGCUGGCACACCUGGGGUGCGUUCAGCAGGACACAAUGUCAUGGAACGUUCAGACCGAAGCAUUAUGAUAUGUAGAACAAACAUGCAUCUCUGACAUGUAGAAUAAGGACUCAAGUCGGCUCUAAUCAAGACAUUUCUAUCUGCAACGUUCCACAAUGUUGUGCCCUACUGAAUGCAGCCCUGGCACAUCCUGGUUCUGUCCCUGUAUUAUGUCACCACACCAUUUUAAUAUGUCAAUAUCCAUUUGAGAUGCACCUGGGCAUAUUCAUCUAGAGUGGAGAGGAAGUGUGAUACAUGGUUUGGUAUUAAAUUGUCAAGUUCAAUCAAAGAAAACAACAGAAACCAACAGGCCAUACAGUUGUGCAGCCUCGUCCUAGAUGUUGUAGAGGUUUUGUUUCUCCUUGAGUGUGUUUUUGCUGUGUUUCAUUAUGUAGGCUAGAUAUAUUGACUUAGUCGCGGGUUGAAGAUACAAUGAGCACCAAAAGUAUUGGGACAGUGACACAUUUUUGUUUGUUUUGGCUCUGUACUCCAGCACUUUGGAUUUUAAAUGAUACAAGUGCAGACUGUCAGCUUUAAUUUUAGGGUAUUUUCAACCAUACAUAGUCCCCCCCCCCAUUUUAGGGGACCAAAAGUAUUGGGACAAAUUCACUUGUGUAUCAAAGUAGUCAAAAGUUUAGUAUUUGGUCCCAUUAUCCUAGCACGCAAUGAUUACAUCAAUUUCUAUUGGGCACAAAAUAAUCUGAAACCAAAACAAACAGCAAAUGGGGGAACUAUGUACAGAAAGUGCCGUAAUUUCGAAAUGGUUCACCCAAUGUGGAUGAAAAUACCCUCAAAUUAAAGCUGACAGUCUGCACUUCAACCGCAUAGUCCUUGUAUCAUUUCAAAUCCAAAGUGCUGAAGUACAGAGCCAAAACAAAAUGUCACGGUCCCAAUACUUUUGGAGCUCACUGUAUGAUAAACAUUACAGAGAGAUAUGCAGUAGAAGUACUGAAUGGGUCAACUGAAGGGAGUUGUGGCAGGGCAAGAAGACAUACAAAGAAAAAUAACUGCAAAUCCUCUAUCUGGCGGUUAGGAGUAUUGGGCCAGUAACCGAAAGGUUGCUGUUCGAAUCCCCAAGCCGACAUGGUAAAAUCUGUCGUUCUGCCCCUGAGCAAGGUCAUUAACCCUAAUCGCUCCAGGGUUGCCGUCAAUGGAUGAUCCCUGGCCUUGACCCCACUCUCUGAGGGUGUCUCAGGGGGAGUGGGAUAUGCAGUGAAACACGACUAUAUAAGCACCCCCUAAUUAUUAUAUGAUGUAGCCUAGGUCUAAGUGUUUAGCCUGAAUGCGGAGUCUACCUGUUGGAUCAGUGUAUCAUUUUAAAAAAAUUAUACAGUAUCCCAGGGUCUCCCAAACAUACAGUAUCCCAGGGUCUCCCAAACUUGGUCCUCGGGACACGAAGCGGUGCUCGUUUUGGUGUUUGCCCUAGCACUACACAGCUGAUUUUAAAUAAUCAACUAAUCAUCAAGCUUUGAUCAUUUGAAUUAGCUGUGUAGUGCUAGGGCAAAAACCAAAACGUGCCCCCCUUGGGGUCCCGAGGACCAAGUUUGGAAAACGCUACAGUAGCCUGUCUUUCAUGGCUUAAUAUAAUCCAUGGACUUACCAGAACAUCCAUGUCAGGUGAUAAAGCCAUCUAGUUGAGAGUGAGUCAUCGUUGAACCUUGAACUUUCACUUCCACAUAAGCAUAAAGCAUAGGCCUAAUUUCCCAUAGACACUAGCCAUAAUUACAGUACUUGCUAGGUUGUUGGGGUUUGGGAAGUUGCAGACCGUGGGUAUUUGUCAUUUACACAAUUUUUUUUGUUAACACAAUUUGACAGGCCAAUUCUCAGUUCCUUUUUCAGCAGUGGUUCUUCUUAUCAUAAUUUCCCCACCAUUGGUACUGUUAUGAGCUGUCUGCAAUGGUCAUGGUUGUUUAGUUCAACCUUAAAAUGGCUUAGGCUGCGUAAUAUGAAAUGGCACCCUAUUUUCCCUAUUUUUACAUUUUAGUCAUUUAGCAGAUGCUCUUAUCCAGAGCAAUUUACAGCAGCAAUUAGGGUUAAGUGCCUUGCUCAAAGGCACAUCGACAGAUUUUUCACCUAGUCGGCUCGGGGAUUAGAACCAGCGACCUUUCGGUUACUGGCACAACGCUCUUAACCACUAAGCGCUACGUAAGUGCUAUAUAAUAUAUAUAUAUAUAUACACACACACACAGUGGGGAGAACAAGUAUUUGAUACACUGCCGAUUUUGCAGGUUUUCCUACUUACAAAGCAUGUAGAGGUCUGUAAUUUUUAUCAUAGGUACACUUCAACUGUGAGAGAUGGAAUCUAAAACAAAAAUCCAGAAAAUCACAUUGUAUGAUUUUUUAAAGUAAUUAAUUUGCAUUUUAUUGCAUGAUAUAAGUAUUUGAUCACCUACCAACCAGUAAGAAUUCCGGCUCUCACAGACCUGUUAGUUUUUCUUUAAGAAGCCCUCCUGUUCUCCACUCAUUACCUGUAUUAACUGCACCUGUUUGAACUCGUUACCUGUAUAAAAGACACCUGUCCACACACUCAAUCAAACAGACUCCAACAUCUCCACAAUGGCCAAGACCAGAGAGCUGUGUAAGGACAUCAGGGAUAAAAUUGUAGACCUGCACAAGGCUGGGAUGGGCUACAGGACAAUAGGCAAGCAGCUUGGUGAGAAGGCAACAACUGUUGGCGCAAUUAUUAGAAAAUGGAAGAAGUUCAAGAUGACGGUCAAUCACCCUCGGUCUGGGGCUCCAUGCAAGAUCUCACCUUGUGGGGCAUCAAUGAUCAUGAGGAAGGUGAGGGAUCAGCCCAGAACUACACGGCAGGACCUGGUCAAUGACCUGAAGAGAGCUGGGACCACAGUCUCAAAGAAAACCAUUAGUAACACACUACGCCGUCAUGGAUUAAAAUCCUGCAGCGCACGCAAGGUCCCCCUGCUCAAGCCAGCGCAUGUCCAGGCCCGUCUGAAGUUUGCCAAUGACCAUCUGGAUGAUCCAGAGGAGGAAUGGGAGAAGGUCAUGUGGUCUGAUAAGACAAAAAUAUAGCUUUUUGGUCUAAACUCCACUCGCCGUGUUUGGAGGAAGAAGAAGGAUGAGUACAACCCCAAGAACACCAUCCCAACCGUUUCUGUACCAAAUAUUAAGUUCUGCUUUUCCUAUGGACCCUGCUCAAAAGUAGUGCAAUUUAUGACACUACAUGGAUGAUUGGGAUAGGGUGCAAUUUUGGACGUGACCUAGUCUAAUACAGGCCUUUUAUGUUCUAUGAGCUCAAGUCUGUCAUCAUGAUUUGUAUAUUGAGCUACCCUCUUGGCCAGGCCUCCCUUAUAAAAGAGGUCUUCUGACCUCAAUGGGACUUCCUGGAUGAAUAAAAAUGGAAACAGAAAUGAGUGGAGAAGUAUCUCUUUGCCCCCCCCCUCCUUGCCACAGGUACCAGAGGAAGUACCCCUAUGCCCAUGUGGGCCGAACGCUGUGCCAGCCCCCCACCCGCACCCUCACCGAGACCCAGUACUUCUUUGUGGACGUGUCCACCUUGUCCAGCUUGGGAACCCAGUACCAGCUGAGGAUCAGCCGCGUGGACAGCUUCACCCUGCAGUGAGUCAUCUUCAUCAGGGAUCAUUACCAUCAUGCUAGCUAGCCGAGCGAAUACGUGAUAUCUGAUAUCUGGUUGCGGAGCUGCAUCACUUACACAGCCUCCCACAGCAGUACAUAUUCAAUACUCUCAGUCAUCAUAGUGUAUAUCACUAUCAUGCUACUGCGCAGAGUUGGUCUAAUUUGCAUUGAAUACUGCCUUCUUGCCUACACACAAUCGUGACUGCCUAUUUCUACAGCAGCAUCACUCAUAGAUUAGAGAUGGCGUACUGUAUGUGUGACCUGACCUAAUGUCUUCUUCAUUACAGUACAGACAAAAAGUUCAGCUUCACUGCCUCACCAUCCCAACCCCAGGUAAGAAACAUAGUCACUCACACCCAUACGCACACAGCAUAUUUCCCUUAAAACACUUCUACUGCACAUGUGGCCAUGAGAGGUGUGUGUGGGUGGAGAAGACGGUUGGGUACUACCUCCUUACAGUGCCUAAGUCUAAAGGCCAGGGCCAAGAAGGGGAUUGAGAUUAAAGAAGGAAUGUGUGUGCGUGAUCUGUUGAGGUGUUGCAUAACAGAGAUGUCGAGAAAAUAUAUAUUGUUACAUCAUACAUUUUGUGUGUACACAUGUUGUGCGUUUGAUCCCUUUUUUAAUUAUAACUCUGUUUUUCUCUCUCAGUACUUCAAAUAUGUGUUCCCUGACGGAGUGGACACGGUCAUCGUCAAGGUCAACUCUGAGAUGACCUUCCCGUGCUCUGUCAUGUCCAUCCAGGACAUACAGGUAAACUAACUUGACCAAACCUGUUCAUUAGGCACCAGAGGUGGGACCAAGUCACUCUUAUUCGAGUCACAAGCAAGUCUCAAGUCACAAGGUCCGAGUCUCAAGUCGAGUCCCAAGUAGAACAGGUCAAGUCCAAGUCGUGCAUUCUAAGAGCGAAUCGAGUGAUACGUUUUCAAGUCAACUAUUUAUCGAGGCUACAGGACAGCCCUUUUCAUUAUUUAGUCUACAACACAUUUUGAUUAGCCUAUGUAAUUGUAAAAUAUGGACCUUGUAGCAGUCGUAAGGGCAUGAAAUCAGCGGAAGGCAAGGCAGGUUGAAGUGCUCAGUGUAGAUGUAUUUACAGGUCUUGGUGAUCCAAUGGUGAAAGUGCCAUAUCAUACAAAAUAUACAAGUAGAUUUACCAAAUAUACAUGGGCAAUAGCCCAAAAGAAAUAGCCUCUGUAUCAGGCUUAUUAACCUGUCCUAUCUGAAUGGACACAGGUAGAGGGCAAGACUGUACAGCCUCGCCUUGAGAAACCAAAUCGAAUCUGUCUAACAGGAGCUCAAACAGGUAGACCUGCAUGAAUAAUAUAAGCACUUGGACCCCAGGACCAUACAAUUACCCAAUUGGCAAUUACAACCAAUAAACUGGUUCUACAAUGUAAAAGGCAAUUUCCACAUCCAUUGUUACAUUGGUACAUUCGUCUUAAUCAGAUUGAAUGAUUAUUAAUGAUAUUUCAACACAAUGCAUACAUGGAACAAUCAUUUUAUCUUAUUCAACGUUCUGACUACAAAGCAUGGAGCGUAGGUAACGUAGCCUAUUUCUAUGCUCACUGAGGCGCGCACAACCAGAAUGAGAGAGACUAAUGGUGCUUUCAAGACAACUGGGAACUCUGAAAAAUAUGAGGUCAAAUCAUGACAUCAGUGAUCUUCAGGUCUGAAAGUCGGAGCUCUAGAAAGAGGCCCGAGUUCCCGAGAUGGAAUUCUGAGUUGGAUGACCGUUCAAAACGAUUUUUCCCAGUCGGAGUUCGUUUUUUUCAGAGUUCCCAGUAGUCUUGAACGCGGCAAUAGGAAGACACGGAACCCGUACAAAGGAAACCAUAUAUUUAAUUAAAUAAACAGAACUUCUACCUCAUGAGUCUUGUGAAUGUUCAUGGGCACAGUAAACAUCACGCCACUCAGUGGGUAAGAAAUGGUUGGCAAAAUGAAAAUGUAUCGUAGUCCUAUGAAACAGAAAUGUGUAUGUGUUGCAAUAAACGGUACGGGUUUGGAAUUAUUUCAAAUGAUUUUAGUAUUAGAUGGAAUAUAGAUUAACCACAGGGCCUAUGCACGUGUGAAAGCAACAGCAAACAUGUCAACAAGAGGAAAAAAGCACUUGCCACUGGCGGGAGUUUGGAGAGUGCAAUUGAAGAGCCUCGCCAAUGGUGCGUCUUCGCCACAGUAAUAAUUCAUUUUAACAACAAAUUCCAAAUGCAAGCUUCAUGAAUAAAUGAUCAAUUUCAAGCAAUUGUUACAUACCAAAAGACCAGUAAGCCUAUGCUAGUCAUUGUUACCCCAUUGCUGAUGAGCUUGCAAAGUAAACAGUUAAUAUUCUUGAUCACCAAACAAUUUUUGGAGCUGCAUAUUUAUUUAUUAUGGCAAUCCUCUUCCUACAGUUUGAGGUUUGCGCUGCACCCGAUCCUAUAGCUUGUACAGCAAAUCAGCAAUCAGUUUGCUAGCUCACCCAACCUGUGUUGAUUGAGUUUGCUGGUCCAAUCAGAGUGCAGAGUGUGCGUUUCACUAGCCAAUCUGUUUUAGGUUUUUUUGCAAGGGCGAUGCUGCAGGUACUGUCUCUGGCUGCGUGUGGAAUAAUCCACGUAGACUCUGUGCCACAAAAUGAGUGACAGACAAAACAUUACAAAACCUGGCCAGAUAAAUUCAAGUAAUCAGUCUCAAGUCAAAGUUGAGUCCCGAGUCUUGAGGCUCCAAGUCAAGUCAUUUUAUUUUAUAUUGAGUCUCAAGUCAUCAUGUGACUCGAGUCCACAACUGUUAGACACCAAUCGGAAGUAAGCAAACUGAAACAGGGACUGUUGAGAAACGCUAAAAUAAACACUUGUUUUAGUUUUCUGUUGCAAAACUUUUUGCUAUGGUGUACCCUAAUGAAUAUGGCCAUGACCUUAAGUCUACCUGCAUCUACUGACCUCACAUGACAUCACCGAACUGUGGUCCCUCAGCCUAUUGUCUCCAAUGGCUAGCCUCCGAUUCAUCACACAAGGACAGUGUUGAGUUCAUUCUGAGCACCCCAGCAACCACUGACUAAACAGCUGCGAAUUAACUUGUGAAAUGCACUUGUUUUACCCUAAAGCAGCUUGAAGCUGUGAAAGAGAGGUGUUACUAAAACGCAAUGUAAAGCUCUGUCUGGUGUGUAAUCAGCUCACACUAGGGGGAGGGGGGUUCUCUGAAAUAUAGGCCAAUCUAGAAAUCUGCAUUCUACACACUUGAUGGGGAGUGCAGAGGUGCCUGUUGCCGUGGCAACCACAUUAGCCCUGGCUGCACCUGUUCUUCACUCAGGCAGACACACGCAUACAGACAGACACUCGUUCCUCUCUGAUUGCGAAAUUCUGUGUUCUACCUUCUCAACAGUGCCCAGUGUAUGACUUGGAUAACAACGUGGCCUUCAUUGGCAUGUAUCAAACCAUGACCAAGACAGCUGCCAUCACUGUCCAGGUAAAAUACACACAAACACACACACUGGAGAGAUCAGGUAAUUGUUCAAUAAAUACAUUUUUACAACUCACUUGCCACAAUGGACAACCAUUGAAUCUACUCUCUCUCUCUCUCUCUCGUUCCCCCUCUCCCCUUUUCUUCUCUCGUGGCUCUCAGAGGAAGGACUUCCCUAGUAACAGUUUCUAUGUGGUGGUGGUGGUGAAGACUGAGGACGAGGCAUGUGGGGGUCCCCUGCGCUUCUACCCCCUCCGUCCAGAUGAGCUCACCGAUGCCGGCAACCGCAGUAAAACUCUGGACGUGGUCGUCUCACCUGCUAUCAACUGUGAGUCACUCAGCCAGGCAGGCCAAAGGACUUCAGCGCCAUCAAACAGUACAUCAAUGUAGCAGAGAGAAAUGUUAAUGUCGGACUCUCUUUCUAUUCAUCUCUGUUUCUCUCUAACACCUUCUCUCUCUUUCGCUCUCUCUCUCGUCCUCUCUCUCUUGCUCUCUCUUCCGCUCUCCUUUCUCGGUCUUCCUCUCUCUAUCCCUGUCUCUCUCCCCCUCUCGCUCUCCCUCUCUAUCCCCCUCUCUCCGUCUCAGCGGAUGUGUACGUGAUGGGCAUGCUAUUCUGCCUGAGCAUCUUCCUGUCCUUCUACCUGCUCACCUUCCUGGUGGCUUGUGUGGAGAACAAGAGGUCUGUUGAUCGCUUCACUGUCAAAUACAGUAAGUACAUUAUUUCAUACACUGUCAUAUAGAGGCUUUGGAACUCAAGUGUGUCUCUCUGGGUCUUUUCUCUGGUCAGGAUGCACAGGAGGAGGGAGGGGCUUCUGAACCCAGUGGUCAUGUCGCCCACGGAGACAGGUAUCCCAGCAACCCACUACAAUGGCACAUUCCAGAAGGGUGUACAGGGGAGAGAACUAUCUCUGUAACUCCGUAUUUAAGAUUGAAAAUGUGUUUAAGAUGGAUGCGUACCAUUAACAGUUGCCCCAUCAGAUGAAGGAUUACUGAUCUAUUUCUCUAGGUUUUAUAUUUGAAUUUGUCGAUUUUGCUUUCUCCCCAUGCUAAUCUUUGGCUCAGCCUCUCUACUGGGUAAGAAUGGAGUUGGAGUAGUGAGAUAUUGCCUGUGACUGAGCUUCUCGCACAGUUUCACUCUACUUAUUACCCUUCGUGCACGCUAUAUACAUUAUUACACCCAUCUCAGUCAUUAUCACCAGUAUGAUGUCAUCCAGUGGAGGGAUGACAGCUUAUCAUCUGGGUGGAUGAGGAAUCAUCAUCAUCAUGCAUGUCUAAUGAAUGACCUGCACCACUGUUGGGGUCAAUUCAAAUUCAGGAAGUGAUUUCAUUUUAAAAUAUGGAAAAACAUUUGAAAUAUAUAUGUUCUCCUUCUCAGUUUGAGAAGUCAUUGAAAAUACAAGCCCCUUUUUCAAUUAUUGAUUUUGAAUUUCAGUUUACUUCCUGAGUUGCCUGACUUCACAGCAUUGUCCAGUGCAUGGAUUGGAUGGUCAUGCAUUGGAUGAUAUGAUGGUUACGGUGGUUUGGUUCCAAUGGGAGUCUGACUGAAAAGGACUUCUGUUUCAAUAGUCACUCCUUAUCUCCCAUUGGACUCACACCCUAGGGUACUGAUUAGCACCCUUGCAUUAACCCUUGCCUCACUUUUCAACCUUGCCUCUGAACCCACAGGGCAUGGUGUGGCCUCUAACUAACCAUUCAUCUAGAUGCUGUGGUAGUGUGUAGACUACUAACUGCUAUGGUGUCAUGUGUUUUGUGUGUGUGUGUGUGUGUGUGUGUUUGUUUGACAUUAUCUCUACCUGUUACCACAGGAAAACCAGGUGUGACUCCAGUCUCCCCCUAUGGAUACGGUUGCUUUGGUGAGUGAGUGUAUGCUCAUUUACUUCACAAGUGUGACGAUGUUUGAAAUGUUUUGAAUGAAAAUAUUGUCAAUCAAUGUAGCUAACUGAGGAUGACAGGGAUUCCACUGUUGUAGUUCUGUUGUCUCAUUGCUUUGUUUCUGCACAUGGUUUUCCUCGUGAAUGUGCAUUCCUUCCCUACUUCCCACAAAUCUAAAAGCAUUGGAUUGGGGGAGUCAUGGACUAGUUGCACUUUUCACCAUAUUUCUUUUACCAGUAAUUUCCUUUCAAAUCAGUGAAGGGAAGUGAACAAGCACACACUUUGGGAGGAAGGAGAGAUAAUUGGGACAUAGCCAAAGUGAAUACUUACACCACUUCAAGCACUCUUUAAUGUUGUUUCCCUCUGGUAUUGUUUCUACAGCGGACAACGCCAGCACGUUGAGCUCAGAGGCCAUCACAGACAGCAUAGCAUCAGAUGCCAACUACGGAUACAUGGGUAUGGAUCAGAAUGACCAAAUACAGAUGCAUAUUUACACACACACACACACUUAUACUGUACACACACCGAUGUGCAAAUACACACAAUGGGUCAACAUGGCACAAAAUCCGUCUUCAAGUUAUGUUGCACAGCAUUUCACCACCAAACUGGCCCUUGAUUGGAGGGCUGCAGAGUGCUCUUGUUUCUUAUUGGUUUAUCUGUGUUUGUUUAUCAGGACAGGAGACUUUGAAACGCAGACCAUUCCUAACUGCCAUCCACCACGUAGCCAUCUGCAUUGGUGACACUCACUGCCUUAAUCAGCCAGCCAAUUGCAUCCCUUCACUGUAUGAAUCGGCACCAUGUCAAUCACUUUGGAAUGUGUUCAAGAUCUAUACGCCUUUUGAUGUAAUUUAAUGCUCUGAUGACCACAGAUGGAGACCUCAACCAAAACGAUCACAUAUGGUCAACAAUCAUGUUUGACUGUAUGCGGAGAUAAUGAUGGAAUGUUGAGGAUGAUUUCAAUGAUACAUUUUGCAAUUAUCAGGAAUGCGUCAUUGGGCAGAAUCACCAAUCUAUUUAAUACGUCCCAAAUCAGAAAAAAAAAAAUCUAAGCCGUAAAACAUAAAAACUAUAAAAUCGAGAAAUAUAACCCUCAGUCACUGACAAACUUAGUUACUGUUUCCUCUCUCUCUCUCUCUCUCUCUCUCUCUCUCUCUCUCUCUCUCUCUCUCUCUCUCUCUCUCUCUCUCUCUCUCUCUCUCUCUCUCUCUCUCUCUCUCUCUCUCUCUCUCCGUCUCUCAGAGCGUUCGUUGGAGAGUGUUACGGGUCGUAGUCGUCAGGAGUCUCUGAGCUCAGUAGAGGAGGAUGACUAUGACACGUUGGCCGACAUCGACUCGGACAAGAACAUCGUCCGCACCAAGGUCUGGCCCGUCCCCCCUCUACCUCUCCUCCCCUGUGCAUCACUCAAUAUUAUACUCAUCUUCUGUUGUUUUUGUUUACUUUUUCCCUCCCAAUGAAACUCUUGUGGUCGCUUGUCCUUUUGCAGAAGUACCUGUGUGUGUCGGACCUCGCUCGCAAGGACAAGAGGGUUCUGAGUAAAAAGUACCAGAUCUACUUCUGGUGAGUGGGACUGAGAGUUACCUCAAAACCUGUACAUCAAUGCUGGGGCUAUAACCCUAUGGCACCCUCCACUCUAUCAGUACUCUAGUCAAAUGCAUGAUAACAAAUCAAAUGAAAAUGUAUUUGUCACAUACAUGUGUUUAGCAGAUGUUAUAGCGGGUGUAGCGAAAUGCUUGUGCUUCUAGCUCCGGCAGUGCAGUAAUAUCUAACAAGUAAUAUCUAACAAUUUCACAACAAUUAGCUUGUGAUCAGUUGCUUAUUUGGAUAGGGAAGUAAGUUUGUUUUGUAUCAGUCAGAGUGUAUAGUAAUUGUACAACUAUCAGUGUCAUCAAAUCAAAUUUUAUUGGUCACAUGCGCCGAAUACAACAGGUGCAGACAUUACAGUGAAAUGCUUACUUACAGCCCUUAACCAACAGUGCAUUUAUUUUAAACAAAAAAAGUAAGAAUAAAACAACAACAAAAAAGUGUUGAGAAAAAAGAGCAGAAGUAAAAUAAAGUGACAGUAGGGAGGCUAUAUAUACAGGGGGGUACCGUUGCAGAGUCAAUGUGCGGGGGCACCGGCUAGUUGAGGUAAUAUGUACAUGUGGGUAGAGUUAAAGUGACUAUGCAUAAAUACUUAACAGAGUAGCAGCAGCGUAAAAAGGAUGGGGUGGGGGGGCAGUGCAAAUAGUCCGGGUAGCCAUGAUUAGCUGUUCAGGAGUCUUAUGGCUUGGGGGUAGAAGCUGUUGAGAAGUCUUUUGGACCUAGAUUUGGCACUCCGGUACCGCUUGCCGUGCGGUAGCAGAGAGAACAGUCUAUGACUAGGGUGGCUGGAGUCUUUGACAAUUUUGAGGGCCUUCCUCUGACACCGCCUGGUAUAGAGGUCCUGGAUGGCAGGAAUCUUUGCCCCAGUGAUGUACUGGGCCGUACGCACUACCCUCUGUAGUGCCUUGCGGUCGGAGGCCAAGCAGUUGCCAUACCAGGCGGUGAUGCAACCAGUCAGGAUGCUCUCGAUGGUGCAGCUGUAAAAUCUUUUGAGGAUCUGAGGACCCAUGCCAAAUCUUUUUAGUCUCCUGAGGGGGAAUAGGCUUUGUCGUGCCCUCUUCACGACUGUCUUGGUGUGUUUGGACCAUGAUAGUUCGUUGGUGAUGUGGACACCAAGGAACUUGAAGCUCUCAACCUGUUCCACUACAGCCCCGUCGAUGAGAAUGGGGGCGUGCUCAGUCCUCUUUUUUUUCCUGUAGUCCACAAUCAUCUCCUUUGUCUUGGUCACGUUGAGGGAGAGGUUGUUGUCCUGGCACCACACGGCCAGAUCUCUGACCUCCUCCCUAUAGGCUGUCUCAUCGUUGUCGGUGAUCAGGCCUACCACUGUUGUGUCGUCGGCAAACUUAAUGAUGGUGUUGGAGUCGUGCCUGGCCAUGCAGUCAUGGGUGAACAGAGAGUACAGGAGGGGACUGAGCACACACCCCUGAGGGGCCCCCGUGUUGAGGAUCAGUGUGGCAGAUGUGUUGUUACCUACCCUUACCACCUGGGGGCGGCCCGUCAGGAAGUCCAGGAUCCAGUUGCAGAGGGAGGUGUUUAGUCCCAGGAUCCUUAGCUUAGUGAUGAGCUUAGAGGGCACUAUGGUGUUGAAUGCUGAGCUGUAGUCAAUGAAUAGCAUUCUCACGUAGGUGUUCCUCUUGUCCAGGUGGGAAAGGGCAGUGUGGAGUGCGAUAGAGAUUGCAUCAUCUGUGGAUCUGUUGGGGCGGUAUGCAAAUUGGAGUGGGUCUAGGGUUUCUGGGAUUAUGCUGUUGAUGUGAGCCAUGACCAGUCUUUCAAAGCACUUCAUGGCUACAGACGUCAGUGCUACGGGUCGGUAGUCAUUUAGGCAGGUUAUCUUAGAGUUCUUGGGCACGGGGACUAUGGUGGUCUGCUUGAAGCAUGUUGGUAUUACAGACUCAGUCAGGGACAUGUUGAAAAUGUCAUGGCGGUUAAUGUCAGUGUUCCUCUCAUCAGGAAUAUUGCCACCAUAGGUGUGUUCUACGCCCUCCCUGUCAUCCAGCUGGUCAUCACUUAUCAAACGGUACUGUGUGCUACCCUCACUCACACUCCAACUGCAGAUUUACUACAUUAUUACAGAGUUAUAACAAGUGCAUUUGUAGUGUGUAAAGGAAUUGCCAUCAAGUGAGUAGAUAUGACUGUAGAAUCCACACAUGGUGGGUAGUGUGUUGUUGUUGAUAUGUUCCUCUCUCCUCCAGGUUGUCAACGUGACAGGAAAUCAGGACAUCUGCUACUACAACUUCCUGUGUGCACACCCCCUGGGGAAUCUGAGGUGUGUGUGUGUGUGUAAUAACGGAAAACGCCUAUGGCUGUGCAUGUAAUGUAUGACUUGUAUCAUUCAUGACAUUCCUUCUCUACCCUCUGGUGUGCAGUGCCUUCAACAACAUACUGAGUAACCUUGGUUACGUGAUGCUGGGCCUCCUCUUCCUGCUCAUCGUGCUGCAGAGAGACAUCAUCCACAGCAGAGCGCUGGACCACAACGACCUCAACGCGCUGGUGAGAGAUCAAACUGCGAUGGUGCUUUUGUUUUUAUAUAUUUUGGGGGGUAUUUUGUAGUUGUCUUUUAUUGACAGGUGUAGAUUAGAGUAUGUGACGGGUAGAACUAUGACAGGGAUACAGUACAGAGGAACUGGGGGAUCGAACCGCUGCCUCCAGGGGCAAUAUGUGGUCCAGGGGUGGCAGCACAACCUCUAAACCAACCCCUGGCACAGAUAGUGUGUUAUAGCAGUGGGAUGCACAAUAGAACAUGAAAUGCACACAUAUUGGUAUUUCCAUGUAUGGAAUUCAUAUCACCACCCAUGAUGUUGAAAUUAGGGUUUUGUCCAAAUGAUAUUUCCUACAGACUAUGGAAUGUUCCAUACCAGUAAGCAGGUUUCCAUCCAAACUUUUUAUGUGAGUAAAGUACAUUUCACGACAUGCCUGAUGGAAACAGCAAAUUUGUCGGUAAACUUUCCAAAUGUCGACGAAACUAAAUAUGCUAGACAAGGUGGGUUUUAUGGGGGUUUUGUGUAGGUCAAAUUAAUUAUGUAAGAAAUUUCGGUGGAAAUGCCUUUUAUGCGCAAAUAUUGAUAAAAUAACCAUCAUAUCAAAGUAAACUUGGAGUCAUGCAAUGAUAUGUUGUGUGGUCCUCCCACUUGAUUAGGGAAAGCAUGCGGCUUAUUAGGCUACAGAUUAAAUAAGUUAUGAUGAAUUUCACAGGGUUUUGAUGAGCUUGAGGCUCCUUUCCAAUAACUAUCUUAUUCUGGUGACAUGAUGAUUGAUGUUGGCUGUAAAAAUAAAAAAAAGUAAAAAUUCUCGCUCUUUUGUCGAUAAAAUCUCAUGUAGGCUAUGCCCGCACUGUAUCUGCCAGCUGUUGGCUAGAGCGCUCGUGCCAAGACCAUAGUGGGCACAUUCCCUAUAUAAAGGAACAUUUUUAGUGACAAAACCAUCAGUAGAGUUGAAAAUGUGAUGGAAACCCAUUUAAUUUGUCAAAUGUAACCGCAAAAGUUAUUUUUUGUGUACUGCAUCAUCAAAGAAAAAAAUGUAUGUCCACAACUCUGGUAUGCUCCCAGGGUGAUUUAAUCAGACGCACAAUAAAGACAACGUUUCCAUCUGAGUUGGCUCUUCGUCAGGUCAUACACCACUGUGAAACACACCUACUUAAAUAACCUCUAGAGGCAUAAACAUUGGAUAUGCAUAUUGUUCUCUUUUCACUACAUCAUCACACAGUCUUUUAUCCAAUGUUGGUGGGAAAAUGUGCAUAUUUUUUAUGCGGAUUUUAGAAUAUUUGCAUGAAAAUCUGUCGCCAAUUGGAUGGAAAUCUAGCUAGUGACAAUUAUAUCAUUUCGAGCCUCUGUCUCUCCCUCCCUGCCGGCCUCCAGGAGUGUGGCAUCCCUAAGCACUUUGGGCUGUUCUACGCCAUGGGCACAGCUCUGAUGAUGGAGGGGCUGCUGAGUGCCUGCUACCACGUCUGCCCCAACUACACCAACUUCCAGUUCGGUAAGACUGAGAGACUAAUGUCAUAGUUGGAUAAUUGGGAGAUCCUGAAGAUACUGUAAAACAAAUCCUCAAUAGAUGGGACUCACAAUCAGCCUAAGUCCCAGAUCGGUUCAUGUUGUCUUGCCAACUGCAUUGCUGUGACUGCAAGAUGGCACAAACAGAUCUGGGACUCGGGCUACAUCACAAUAACUGUACUGUAAGAUAUUCUGUAUUGUAAGAAAUGUCAUUAAUGUCACCCUUUCCUCCUCUGUCUCCCUGUCUGUCAGACACCUCCUUCAUGUAUAUGAUAGCUGGGCUCUGUGUGCUAAAGCUAUACCAGAAGAGACACCCAGAUAUCAAUGCCAGCGCUUACACUGCCUACGCCUGUCUGGCUGCUGUCAUCUUCUUCUCUGUGCUAGGAGUGGUGAGUGACUAGGGGCAUGGACACUGGCAGAGACUGGCAGAGGCAGACAGACAGAGACAGACAGGUAGAGAGAGGCAGAGACAGACAGGUAGAGACAGGCAGGCAGGCAGAGACAGGCAGGCAGGCAGAGACAGGCAGACAGGCAGGCAGGCAGAGAGAGGCAGGCAGGCAGGCAGAGAGAGGCAGGCAGGCAGGCAGAGAGAGGCAGGCAGGCAGAGACAGGCAGACACACAAAACACCCAACAGUAGACUUUCUGCAAGUGUGAAAUUCCUGAUGUAUCCUGAUGAUGGAGGUGUGUGUGUGUCUACCUGUGUGUGUUGUGUCCAGGUGUUUGGGAAGGGCAACAUGGUGUUCUGGAUCGUCUUCUCUGUCAUCCACAUCCUGGCCACCAUGCUGCUCAGCACCCAGCUCUACUACAUGGGCCGCUGGAGACUGGGUAAGGAGUCAAUCAAUCACAUUUAUUUAUUUGUUAUUUUUAAAAGCCCUUUUUACAUUAGCAGUUGUCACAAAGUGCUUUACAGAUACCCAGCCCAAAACCCCAAAGAGCAAGCAAUGCAGAGGCAGAAGCACAGUGGCUAGGAAAAACAACCUAGAAGGCAGGAACCUAGGAAGAAACCUAGGAGUAAGGGCUAGUAACAUUACAGGGGCUAAGGACAGGUGUCAGUCUAUUUGUUUGUGUUUCAGAUUCUGGCAUCCUGCGCAGGAUUGUGAAUGUGAUCUACACCGACUGUAUCCGCCAGUGCAGUGGCCCCAUGUAUAUUGUGAGUAUACAUCAGGGGAGAACUACUGCCCCCUCUCAUUGAAGACCCGGAAGUUCAAGGCCGACCGCGGUACUGCAAGCAUUGUUUGCAUAAAACACGAUCCUCCAUUAUAGUGAAUGGAAAAAUGACAAUCUUCGUGGUCAAUCUUUGUGUAACUAAAUACAAAUGUUUUGAAGACAAUCAUGGUACCAAUAAUUGCUUCUAAUGAACCAGAUGUACAGUAUGUCCUUGAACCAAUUUUAUUUUUAAAUCACACACAGAAGAAGUUUAAUUUAGUUUCUAAUGGCAGCCUUCUGUAGCCCGGUUGGCCUUCAACUUGAGUUACUCCGUGAGAGGGGGCAGCACUGAGCUAGGCUGCAACGUCACUUCCUAGAGUAGCUCAAACUGCGCAUCUUAUGUCUCCAUGAGACGCCAUCUUAACCGACUUAAUUUGGCUUCAAUACACUAUUGAGUCAUCACAUAGGAAUUAAUGGUGUCACGUGAUCGAUGGCUUUGUCCAUUCAUAUAUACGUUCAAGUAAACAUUUCUCGCUCUCUCUCGCUCUGUGUUAGGACCGAAUGGUUCUGCUGGUGAUGGGAAACAUAGUGAACUGGUCUCUGUGAGUAUUUCCUUCAUUCACUCACGAUCUUAUUCAGACUGGACUGCCUUUACUGCAGUGUUCUUUAUAUGUGACACAUUUUUUGAUUAUUUUGUUUUCGGUCAGGUUUGCAAGGUACAAUACAGAUCUGAAAUCUUAAUUUGAUCACUCAAAUUGCAUUAGGGUUUAAAGUGCAUUAGGGUUUAAAAAGGCUUCUUAAGUUUGUAAUUUCCACUUUAAAAUGUCAGACUUGAUUUGCCUUAACGAAAAAUGUAUCAAACCCUACAAAAAUGUCCAUUAAUUAUAAUCCACAUAAUAAUUCACAUUUCCUGUUGCUGAAGGAUUUUUUUCCUGCUGUGAGAAACGGGGUCAAAUUAAGAUGGCAGAUCUGUACAUUGUUUGACAUCAUCAUACAGUGUUCUUUAUCAAAGGUCUUUCAUACCUACUUUAAGUGAUGAAUGUAUGUCCCUUUCUGUCAAUGUGAUUUAUUGCAAGGUAUCCAUUUACUCUGUAGAAUAGUCAUUACACACCCACAUCUAUGGGUGGAGACUUUAGUAGAGUAGACAACUCAUCACUGUUGUGUUCUGUCUGUCCAGAGCUGCCUAUGGGUUACUAAAGACGCCCAAUGACUUUGCCUCUUACCUGCUGGCCAUCGCCAUCUGCAACCUGCUACUCUACUUUGCCUUUUACAUCAUCAUGAAGGUGUGCGUGCUGGGGGAGCGUACCGGGGGCCUUCAGAUGCGGCUUGUGGGCGUCCUAGAGCAAACUGGAGAACGCCUUCGUGAGAGUCUCAUCUUUCAUAAUACGUUCGGACGCUACAGACGUUUCUGUUAGAAGACCUAUUUUUCGGGAUGUCUUGUGGUCUGACAAACACCGCUCUAGCUUUGCCACCUUUCACCGCAGAUGCGGAAGGGCGAUAUUGGUGGAUGCGGCGGAUUGAGACACAGCCCAUGCAAACGAUGUCUCUAGCUUAAACAGAUGGAUUUUGUUAUGUUAAUUAGAUUUCCGCGGGGGCGCGGAAAUUGUAGGCUAAGGGUUAAAAAAUGUAUAAUAAAUAUUAUCUUAACUAACUUCUACAAAAUAAUGAUCUGUCAAUCAGUGUGAUUCAGAGGCAGACAAGAAGCCCAUCUCUGUAGCUCCAACACCCUCAGAAUAGCUUCCAGUUUCCUCCAUCGCCUCAUCAUCAAAGAGCCACUGCUCGUCACUCCUCCCACACCAAAGCCUUAGUCCUCUCAUGGUGUAUGAUGUUCAGGGUCUCUCUCACUGUCACUCUGUAAAAGAGAAAACAGCGCCUCACCUCCCUGUACAAGUCGACCAGACGGCUCUGCUCCUGCUCAGGCAGGUACUAGCUGUUCUCAAGGACCAUGGCCAUGUGUCUGAGCUGGUUUGUCCAGUACUGCCCGCACUGCCACAGCUCUAGGCCGCCCACCUCCACAUGUGCCAUCCAUGGUACAGCCUGGACAAAUUGAUGGUUAUAGUCGCUCAUUAUUGAGAAAUUGAUCAAUCUUCGAAAGCAGGAGCAAGUCACACUUCUAGUCUUGAGGUUGCUGCCACCAAAACUGAGUUCCAAAGCAACAUUGGCACCUAACACCCAAACAGUCUCAAUUCGAAACAUUCCACUAUAGUUGCUCUAUUCAAUUGUUGAAAAAUGUCAAUGUGUUUUUAUGAUUUAGAAUCACCAUGGGAAUGAAAGAUGAUUUUAAAUCAUCAAUGAUUCUGACUCUUAGCAACAGACAUUCUAAAUUCAAACAUUCUACCAAAUGUGCUUUGUUUGAUUGUUGACGUAUUCUAACAGUAUUGUAUAUAGAAAGUGCACAUCUGACACAUGAAACAACAGAACAUGUUAUGGGUGUACAAUAACAGAUUGUUGUGUUUCUGUGAAUGUGUGUGUAGCUCCGCAGUGGUGAGAGAAUCCAGUGCAUGGCCAUGGUGUGUAUCCUCUUCACGGCCGUAGUGUGGGGCUUCGCUCUCUUCUUCUUCUUCCAGGGCCUCAGCACCUGGCAGGUCAGCAUCACACACACCUACUACACACACACACACACACACACACAGACUAUGACCUUACAGCUCAGGGGCUUCCACCACACGAGGAGAGGUUUGGGAACCCAUGCCCUAUGGGACUCAUGGUAUCUGUAGUACCACACUUGAAAACAUCACAUGCUCACACACUACAUGUUUACACAUCAGAGUUCAUGGUCACAUAACCCCAACAUUCAAACGUCACUGUGGCGUUGACGGCUUUGUCCCCUCUCCCCCGCCGUAGAAAACCCCAGCCGAGUCCCGGGAACACAACCGUGAUUGCAUCGUGCUCUCCUUCUUCGACGACCACGACAUCUGGCACUUCCUGUCUUCCAUUGCCAUGUUUGGUUCCUUCCUGGUGAGUUUGUAUUUGUGUGUGUGUGCACGCCUCUGGGGAGGACCAUGUGACACUCAUUUCAUAGUAUUAUAAAAUGGAGGGGAAUACACAGAUUUCGCACCAUGGUUAUUGCACACGUCAUUCAGUAAUAGGAAAUCAUGAGUGGCUGAGCAUUGAUGAAGACCUCACAUUCCUGAACCAUACAUACCCAGAUAGUAACAUCUCAGAUAGUGACUGACUCCUUUGCUUUCUGACAGGUUCUCCUCACCAUGGACGAUGACUUGGACAAUGUCCAGAGAGACAAGAUUUUCGUCUUCUGAGAAAGCAACUCUCUGGCUCCGCCUUAAUGUUUCUCGCUGGCCAAUAGUGACACAGUGGCAACUGAGACACCCAAUGGCCUGUCUCCCUGACUGCAGGCGGGCUGGGCAUCUCUCAGCCAAUCAAAGAGCUGGGGAAGGACGGUGCGCCGUCCCCCGAGUUGGAAUCUGUAUGGACACUCGGCGUGCCAAUCAAUGAGUCUGGUUCACCAGGACAUGCUGACAUUUCGCCUUACUGCCAUCCAAUAUUACUGUGGUCGUUGUUUUCUUAUUGCGGAUAAAGAUAAUGUUAACAGUUCGAAUUUAUUUUAUAUUGCAUCAUUAUUGACCUGCAACUCCAUCAAUGCAUUUAAACAUGUAUAGACUGUGUGUGCCUGUGUAUAUAUGAUUGAGCAUAAGUGUGUGUGUGUGUGUGUGUGUGUGUGGGAACACACUCCAUGUCCAGUCUGUCUGUGGCCUUAAAUGUUCUAAUCAUGUGCGUGGUCUGUAUGUAUGUAUUUCUAUGGCUCAGUCGGAUACUGUACGCCGGAUGGGAAUGGAUCUGUCCCUGAGCGAUAAAUGAUUGUAUUUUAAUUACUAACUACGUCCUUAGCUGGUGAGGAAAAUAUAUUUUGCACUGUAGGAUA
Coregonus sp. 'balchen' is the source of this 20801-nucleotide messenger RNA. NCBI's taxonomy places the organism in Eukaryota, Metazoa, Chordata, Actinopteri, Salmoniformes, Salmonidae. The record is from the annotation of a GenBank genome assembly.